AUGACUGAAGAAAACCUUAUUUCCGCAGGUCCCUCCCGACCCGCCUCCCACCUCAACCUCCACACCCUCCAGCCCGAAAUAACCAUCAUAGGCGCCGGAAUCGCCGGCUGCGCCCUCGCCGCCUCUCUCGCCCGCUCGGGCCGCCGCGUCCUUUUACUCGAACGCGACCUCUCAGAGCCUGACCGGAUCGUCGGCGAGCUUCUCCAGCCCGGAGGAGUCGCCGCGCUGCACAAGCUCGGGCUGGGACACGUGCUCGAGGGAAUAGACGCGACGCCCGUCGAGGGAUACUGCGUCAUUUCGGGCGGGAGGCAGGUCGGGAUUCCAUAUCCCGAUAUGGAGCGGAUGGGGAAGGGCGAAGGGUGGCACGUCCCGUCGAGGUCAGGGAGGAAAGAGGGCCGAUCAUUCCACCAUGGUCGGCUCAUCUCUUCGUUGCGCAAAGCGUGCUUUGACGCGGGACCCAAUCUGACUGUACUGGAGGGAACGGUGAGGGAGUUGGUUUAUUGCGAGCAUACCAAUCGCGUCAUUGGGGUCUCGGCGGCAUUCAAGCCGGUUCUACCUUCGACAUCCUCGGAAUCCGCAGCGACAUCUACGGCGGAAGGCGAAGCUCCAGCAUCGGCACCCGCAGCGGCGGAACCCAUCGUCCGUAAAAUCUACUCCCCCAUAACCAUCGUCGCCGACGGCUGCUUCUCGAAAUUCCGCUCCCUCCCCAACUCGCGCGUCCCCAAACCUAAAACCAGGUCUCACUUUGUCGGUCUCGUCCUCAAGGAUGCGGACCUGCCUAUGAAAUACCACGGGAAUGUGUUUUUGACGCCCAACGGCCCGGUGCUGCUUUAUCAGAUCGGGGAUAAGGCGGAGGAGACGAGGAUGCUGGUGGAUGUCAAGGGCAAGCUGCCAAGUGUAGGGGAUGGCAGUUUGAAGCAACACCUCAUGGACAAGUACAUACCACACCUCACCCCCACCCUUCAAUCCACCAUGCAGACCGCACUCGACACCCAACGCCUCCGGACCAUGCCCAACUCGUUCCUCCCUCCGUCGAUGCAAGGUCGCGCCUCCUCCCCCGCUGGACUCAUCAUGGUCGGCGAUGCCUGGAACAUGCGGCAUCCCCUGACCGGCGGGGGAAUGACGGUCGCCUUCAAUGACGCGGUCUUGCUGUUGCAUUACCUGUCGGAGGAGAGAUUGGGCGCGGGGAGGGAGGGGCUGGAAGAUUGGGGCAAGGUGUCAGAGGGGCUGAGGGAGUGGUUUUGGGAGAGAAAGAAGGUUAGUGGGGUGAUCAAUGUGAUGAGUAUGGCGCUGUAUGAUUUGUUUGGGGGUGCGGAUGAGCCGGACCUUGAAAUUCUGCGAGAGGGCUGUUUUAGAUACUUUGAAUUAGGCGGGGAUAGGGUUGCAGGCCCAGUCGGCCUUCUCUCCGCUCUGACUCCCAAACCCCUAUUGCUGUUCUACCACUUCUUCUCGGUCGCCUUUUACUCGAUCUACAUCCUCCUCACGCAGGGCAUGCCGGCUAGACCAGGGCAAAAGAUGGUUAGGCCUGAGUGGUUCUGGACGGCUUGUGUGGUGCUUCUUCCGAUGAUCUGGACGGAGUUCAAGAUAUAG
Dioszegia hungarica is the source of this 1590-nucleotide messenger RNA. Its product is annotated as squalene epoxidase-domain-containing protein. NCBI's taxonomy places the organism in Eukaryota, Fungi, Basidiomycota, Tremellomycetes, Tremellales, Bulleribasidiaceae. Gene Ontology annotation, biological process: ergosterol biosynthetic process. Gene Ontology annotation, cellular component: endoplasmic reticulum; membrane. The coding region runs from base 1 to 1590 and encodes 529 amino acids. The transcript has 7 exons. Gene Ontology annotation, molecular function: squalene monooxygenase activity; flavin adenine dinucleotide binding. The record is from RefSeq and is a predicted model, not a curated record.